CCACAACACAGCGGCGCAGACCCGUGAAACUCGUGGAUAUACUUCCGCAAACAUGAGCCACUCAACGUAAAGAACGCGAGGCACUGCCGACUACCGAUUGAAAAAAAAAAGAAUAAAACAGCGACACCUGGCGGGCAGCACGGACUCUGCACCCCUCUCUGUCCCUGUGUUCAUGUGUCACGCAGCUGCGCACCUCCUCCCGGGGCGCCGUUGUUUCAUUUGCGCCAUUUUGUCCGCUCACUUUGUUGAUUGGGCUUUAGCGAGCUGUACUGGAGCCAAUCAGAGGGAAACCGGACAGCGAAGAAACGAGAGGAGGAUUGUGACAAUAAUAAGCUAUGGAGCAGUACACCACUGCCACCACUACUACUGGGGAGCAGAUAGUUGUGCAGACUGCCAAUGGACAGAUCCAGCAGCAGGUGAGCUCAGAACAGACACAGGGCACAGUGACGGCUGUGCAGCUGCAAACAGAGGCGCCGGUGGUGACGGCCUCAGGCCAGCAGGUGCAGACACUCCAGGUAGUCCAGGGGCAGCCUCUGAUGGUCCAGGUGAGCGGUGGACAGCUCAUCACAUCAUCAGGGCAACCCAUCAUGGUGCAGGCCAUGUCAGGGGGUCAGGGGCAAACCAUAAUGCAGGUCCCUGUAUCUGGAGCUCAGGGACUACAGCAGAUCCAGCUGGUGCAGCCGGGUCAGAUCCAGUUGCAGGGCGGUCAGACUCUCCAGCUCCAGGGCCAGCAGGGUCAGGCCCAGCAGAUCAUCAUCCAGCAGCCCCAGACAGCCAUCACUGCUGGACAGAACCAGGGGCAGCAGAUCAGCGUGCAGGGCCAACAGGUGGCACAGACAGCUGACGGGCAGACCAUCGUCUACCAGCCCGUCAAUGCAGAUGGUACUGUCCUGCAGCAGGGAAUGAUCACAAUUCCAGCUGCCAGCUUGGCUGGCGCCCAGAUUGUACAGGCAGGAGGUGCCAACACCAACACCACUAACAGCGGCCAAGGCACUGUGACCGUCACCCUGCCCGUCUCUGGCAACAUGGUCAAUGCAGGUGGAAUGGUCAUGAUGGUGCCUGGAGGCGGCGGAGUUCCCACGAUGCAACGUAUCCCCCUGCCAGGGGCUGAGAUGCUCGAGGAGGAGCCUCUCUAUGUCAAUGCCAAACAGUACCACCGCAUCCUGAAGCGAAGACAGGCCCGGGCAAAGCUGGAAGCUGAGGGGAAAAUCCCCAAAGAAAGGAGGAAAUACCUGCAUGAGUCUCGCCACCGUCACGCUAUGCAGCGUAAACGAGGAGAUGGAGGACGUUUCUUUUCCCCCAAGGACAAGGAGGAAAUGGCUUUGGCUCUGGCACAGCAGCAGCAGGACGUAAGCCAGGCAGCAGCAGAUGAGACAGUGGCUCAGAUGAUCCGAGUCUCAUAGCACUGUCGCCAACUUCAUCGCUUCUGUCUGUGAAAUCUGCCCUUCCUGAGAUUCAUCAUCCCAGCCAAACCAUCUUCUGCACCUUCUUCUCUCCCCUUUUCUCCCCCCUGCCCCACCAUCAUACACCAAACGAAAGCUCCACCACUGAGUUUCCUGUUAUUUUUCUGCUUCUGCACUGGUCUUCCAGGGGGCUGGCCAUGUGGCUGCUGAGCCUAUGAACUGGUCUUCUUCUCUGAAAUGGAAAAGGAUGCUUCCAUGCUCAGCUUUACUGGUCAGGAACUUAGGACCAGCUUUUUUUUAUCUUCAUAAGGAUUUGUUUGGACAAUAAGGAAACAUGAAGUCAUGGGUAACCAGGGUCAGUCACACAGAGGAAAUGACAGCUGUGAAGCCAUACUCUGUCAGACCCUAGUCUGUUAAAAAAAAAUAGGAGAAUUUGUCACUAGUGGAUAGUUGUUGCUUUAAAUAUUUUUUGUAAAUGGUACUGUUUUUUCCCCAGAGACACCCAGUAAACCUUGAUGCUACUUUUGUGUCCUUUAUCUUUUAUGUGAUGAUUUAUUUUUUAUUUUUUCAACCCAUGUAUUGUGGAGGAUGGACUCUGCAUCUGAAGUACAUCCUGCGUGCACCGAGCAAAGACAGAAAUGUGAUACUAAUGUGAAGAUGUUGUACAGAAAUUCUUUUCUUCACCAGUGUGUAUUGGAUGUACUUACCAAUUUGCCCAAUUCAGUGGAUGAAUUUUAUACAAUUUGUAGUCAAACUUAGUGUUUGUAGGGGAAAAAAAGGCUCAAUGUUGCAUCUCAUUACAUAUUCUGUCCAUAUAGUUACUUCUUCAUCGGUCAGUCCACCAAAGUGUUUGGUUAUUUCAUUGUAGAUAAUAGCUUUUUUUUAGCCAUCAGAUGCAUUAUUGCAAUGUUAUUUUUUUUUAUAAUGAAAAAAGGUUGGUUUUCAAAUUCAUGAAACCUAUGUCAAUUAAAUUUUAAUAAGUGACUCAA
Molecule: messenger RNA, 2392 nt
Organism: Toxotes jaculatrix (banded archerfish)
Lineage: Eukaryota; Metazoa; Chordata; Actinopteri; Toxotidae
Gene: nfyal
Product: nuclear transcription factor Y, alpha, like
Exons: 11
Coding region: 336-1403 (355 amino acids)
Biological process (GO): regulation of transcription by RNA polymerase II
Cellular component (GO): CCAAT-binding factor complex
Molecular function (GO): DNA-binding transcription factor activity, RNA polymerase II-specific; RNA polymerase II cis-regulatory region sequence-specific DNA binding
Source: RefSeq, a predicted model, not a curated record